Molecule: messenger RNA, 1032 nt
Organism: Penicillium arizonense
Lineage: Eukaryota; Fungi; Ascomycota; Eurotiomycetes; Eurotiales; Aspergillaceae
Exons: 5
Coding region: 1-1032 (343 amino acids)
Source: RefSeq, a predicted model, not a curated record
AUGUGGGAUUCCACGGACAACGAUGAUCUUCAGCCCUUGGGCGAAGACACUGCCGCCCAGUCCGAGUCCUCUGACAACACCGACUCCAUGGCGAAUUCGGCGACUGCCGAGGAACCCGUCCCAAAUCCAGGAGUCGAGAAUUUGAUGGAAAUGGACCAAGCAGCCAGGGACAAGAAGAUUCUCCCGAAGAGGUCUAUUCUCCGACCGGCGAAUUGGGCUAGGGGUGACGAGAACCAUGCGUGUCCCGAGAAGCUUCCCGAAGCAAGAGACAGUCCUGGAGUCGACCAGAUCUCAGGCGUCUACCAAACACUUGCGGAGCCUCGGAAUGACAAGAAUGCGGACUCCCCUGAGCCCUGGCCUGCAUCCGAGAACCCGAGCGACCCCUCGAGGUCCAUUGCCACAAGAUUGACAGCAUUACCUAGUAUUCAGCUGGGAACAGUUUCGGCACUGGUGGCACCAGCUUCCGCUGGGCUUUCACAAAGUAGGCAUCUGUCACACUGCCUUCUUCGACGGAACCGCGAUGCCCAUGGAGAGUCAUCCAUGAUUGUACCGAACUUGAAGCACCUUCCAGCCCCGAGUGAUCUGACGAAUGAAGCCACACGUCUUCACUGGCACAAGACUGUUGCUGGGUUCAUUUACAAACCGGGACCUGACUAUCAGAAACAAAAGAUUGAUGCGACUGUCGGGUAUGCGUAUGUCAGGUUCUAUCGACCCACCAAUGAUGCAGACACAUGUGUGGGCGAGUUGCUCGUCUUCGUAGAGGAAGAUUACAAGAAGGAUCACAUUGGCCGAGCCCUGGUUGGCAUGACCCUCUCCUGCCUUGACUUCAGCUACAAAAGGAGCGAGUACUAUGAGUUUGUGCAAAGUGAGACCGACGACGUCGAAUAUGGCCCAGGCUAUGGGCGCAACCUUACCAUACUCGUUUGUGCUCCCCCAGCGGAGGAUCAGGAGUCCUGGAUUAAGGAGUGGUUGGCGAGGAGCGGAACAAGGGUGCGCCCAACCUUGGAAGCAAACGAGGGGCGCAAGUCAUAG